Messenger RNA from Colossoma macropomum (tambaqui), 2787 nucleotides. It is a transcript of the gene esr1, whose product is annotated as estrogen receptor 1. Gene Ontology annotation, molecular function: steroid binding; DNA-binding transcription factor activity; sequence-specific DNA binding. NCBI's taxonomy places the organism in Eukaryota, Metazoa, Chordata, Actinopteri, Characiformes, Serrasalmidae. The record is from RefSeq and is a predicted model, not a curated record. Gene Ontology annotation, cellular component: nucleus. Gene Ontology annotation, biological process: steroid hormone receptor signaling pathway; regulation of DNA-templated transcription.
AAGGUAACAUGGGCUGCAUUUGACCAAAAUCUGCUCUUUGUGUUCUAUUGUAAAAACAAAUAAGAGAAAAAGUCUUUUCUCUCUUGUGCAUGUAGCUGAAGACAGGCUGAUAUGACACACUCUGUUUCUGUAGAAAAGGAGGGGCUACAGGACGGAAGUGAAGAGUGAGGGAGGGAUGAGAGAUGGAAAAAAAAAAAAAACCUUCUCUCUCUCAGUCAGAGUGUGAGCAGCUGGUGCUUUAAGUCAUGUUGCCUGUGUGUGCGUUUCCACGGUGAUGUCUGGCAGGCAGGCACAUGCCGAGGCCGCUAGUGGCAGCAGGCAGCGGCACAGGAGCAACCUAAGCGAAGCCAGCGAGCCAGAUUUCCCCCCCAAACUCUCACCCAUGUACCCAGAGGAGGGGGGCAUUUCCUCCACUGUCCACUUCCUGGAUGGAACUUAUGACUAUCACACCCCGGCCUCUAACACCGGACCAGCCACCCUGGGCUUCUAUCCGCCGCCCCCGGACUCCCAGCUGCCCCCGGCCGAGGGAACUCUGCAGCCCCUGGCCAGCGGGUCAGUAAGUCCUCUGGUGUUCAUGUCCUCCAGCCCCCAGAUGUCCCCCUAUCUGACCCAUCCUGGGGGUCAGCAACAGGUGCCCUAUUACCUUGAGACUUCAGCCAGCUCCGUCUACAGGUCCAGUGUGUUAGUGAAUCAGCAGGCAGGGGUGCGAGACGAGCUGUCUGGCGCCACCAACAGGCAGGACAUGUACGCUGCAGCAGGAGCCUCUGGGGCAUUUGAGAUGGCAAAGGAGACACGCUACUGUGCUGUGUGCAGUGACUACGCUUCAGGAUAUCACUAUGGAGUGUGGUCCUGUGAGGGCUGCAAGGCCUUCUUCAAGAGGAGCAUACAAGGUCACAAUGACUAUGUGUGUCCAGCAACCAACCAAUGCACUAUCGACAGGAACCGCAGGAAGAGCUGCCAAGCAUGCCGUUUACGCAAAUGCUAUGAAGUAGGCAUGAUGAAAGGAGGCCUUCGUAAGGAGCGUGGGGGUCGCACUGUGAGGCGUGGUAGAAGGCGGAGUGGGCUGGAGGAGCGUGAGCGGGGCUACAGUGAGUUACCCACCCGCUCUGAGCUGAGGACAGCCACUCUGCAGGACAGCAAGAGGAGUCGCAGUGCACUCUGUAUGAGCCCAGAGCACGUCCUGCUGCUGCUGCUGGGGGCGGAGCCGCCCACACUCUGCUCCCGCCAGAAACACAGCCAACCCUACACUGAAGUCACCAUGAUGACCCUGCUGACCAGCAUGGCUGACAGGGAGCUUGUCCACAUGAUCGCCUGGGCCAAGAAAGUGCCUGGCUUCCAGGAGCUCUCUCUGCAUGACCAGGUGCAGCUGCUGGAAAGCUCCUGGCUGGAGAUUCUGAUGAUCGGGCUCAUCUGGAGGUCCAUCCACUCACCAGGCAAACUCAUCUUUGCGCAGGACCUGAUCCUCGACAGGAGUGAAGGGGACUGUGUGGAGGGCAUGGCGGAGAUAUUUGACAUGCUUCUGGCCACUGUGUCUCGCUUCCGCGCCCUCAAACUCAAGUCAGAAGAGUUUGUGUGUCUCAAAGCCAUCAUACUGCUCAACUCCGGUGCGUUCUCUUGCUGCACCACGCCUGGCGAGCCCUUGAGGGACGGCUUCAUGGUGCAGUGCAUACUGGACAACAUCACUGACGCGCUCAUACACUACAUCAGCCAAUCGGGCAUCUCAAUGCAGCUCCAGUGCCGCCGGCAGGCCCAGCUCCUCUUGGCGCUCUCUCACAUCAGACACAUGAGCAACAAAGGUAUGGAGCACUUGUACAGUAUGAAGUGCAAGAACAGGGUUCCACUGUAUGAUCUUCUGCUAGAGAUGCUGGACGCUCAUCGGCUUCACUCCUCAGGCAAGACGCCCCCUAACUGGGCCCAAAGCGAGAGGGCCUCCCCUUCCACUAGCCAAAGCAACAGCAGCGGCCUCUCCCACAUGCCCCGGCGGAGCCAAAUCCAGCACGACAUGACAGAAGCCACGGACCCUGAAACCACAGCUGAUGACUCCAGUUCCAUAUACUGAGAAAUUUAUUUUUUAAGCUGGAGUCAUGUAAGUGUGGCCUGUGAGAAAAUUACCAAUCAGGUCAAUGGCAGCAGUUUUGAGAUGUCUGAGGUCAUGUUUGGAGAUAAGGUCCUUUCAGCUGAAGAUUCUGGCUGAAGGUAGAUCUGUCCAGGUGUGCACAGGCCUUCAACCAAGUCCAGAUUGAGGUCUCCCCCCAUAACCAAUGAGACGUGUGAAGGAAGCUAGAUUAUCCUUCAGAUGUAUCUUUUGGCAGAGCUGUGUUGAUGUAACAUGGUCUUAAAGCCAACUGGACUAGAACCUAGAAAACGAAUCGGCUGUAGUUUUCUGUAUAUGACUCAAGGACUGAAAAACUGUACAGUGGAAAAAUAAUUUACUCUGUAACUAACAGAACAUGCAUCUGUUCAGCGCUGCAGUCUUACAAAUGCCGCUAAUUUCUACAUUUGUGGCUCACCUAUAACAAUGGAGGAAAUUCAAUCACGACUUGCAACAGCUUUCAACUGAGCUGAGAUUCAUAGAGAAGAGUAAUUUAAUGACCAACAGUGUUACUUUUAAUGCAGUGUCACAGUGCUUCAGUUUUUAUUCUCACUGCUGCACUAAUAUGCCAGCCUGUCAGAAUAAGGGUACAAAUGUGAAAUCAAAAAUGCUUAUAAGGUGUGUAUUGCUCUUCUCUCAGUAUUGUAAUAACUAUUCUGAAGGAAUGUAUGCCUUAAAAUAAUUGUAUAUUCGUU